Aspergillus saccharolyticus JOP 1030-1 is the source of this 747-nucleotide messenger RNA. RefSeq lists its product as uncharacterized. The transcript is spliced from 2 exons. Bases 1 to 747 code for a protein of 248 amino acids. Gene Ontology annotation, cellular component: histone deacetylase complex. The record is from RefSeq and is a predicted model, not a curated record. Lineage: Eukaryota; Fungi; Ascomycota; Eurotiomycetes; Eurotiales; Aspergillaceae. Gene Ontology annotation, molecular function: protein binding; transcription coregulator activity. Gene Ontology annotation, biological process: regulation of DNA-templated transcription.
AUGGCUCCCCCGCGGCAACGGACGGCAGCCGUUCAGGAUGACUCUCGAUCGGAGGGCUCUAGUACUACCAGAGAACACAAAACUACGAGCGUGAAGUCCCGGAAAGGUGCCAAUGGAUCUCUAGUGACAUCAGUCACUAGUCGAGAGGUCAAGGUAUCUGGGAAUCUCGCUAAUGUGACCAGUGCCCCCGCUGGGGGAAACGCUCUGGAUGUGCCGAAGAUUCCCUGGAACGAGAUGCCCCUUGACCUCCUCCACUCCUACCGACACGCCUACAAACUCUCCUCCCCCAGUGCCUUCACCAGCGAAUACUCCCACCUCCUCCUCUCCAGGGGCAUUGGCUUGCGAUCCCCGACAGCAAUUGCCGCCCAGCGCGCUCACCUUCACCGACAGAAUCAGAUGACAAACGGCACUUCACAACAAUCGAGCACCGCUACGAAUACACCUACCGUCGCUGCCGUGGCCGCGAGAAAAGCUCUGCCCAGCAAUUCCACCCCGGUCCCGAAUGGCAUUAGCUCGAAACACAGAGACCGCCAAACUCAGAAGAAGGGUUUGAAUACCGUGAACGGGAAGAACGCUCUGCAGCACAUUAUCGGUCAGGAUCGCGUGAGCAAGAAUCAACUGGCGAUGUCGGUCCGCAAGCACUUCAACAGCGCCGGCCUGGCGGAACAGGAGGCCAUCGCUCGUUUCCUGUACAAAGUUCGGGAAGAAGGAAGAGGGCGACAUUUCCGAUUGAGGUUUCAACCUUAG